AUGGCGGCGCGGAGGCUGACCAGCCGCGUCGCUGUCGUGGACGAGGACAGGUGCAAGCCGAACAAGUGCGGGCAGGAGUGCAGGAGGAGCUGCCCCGUCGUCAAGAUCGAUCUGACAUUCAGGGUUGUUGGAAGCAUUGCACUCAUCUCUGAAGAACUCUGCAUCGGCUGCGGUAUUUGCGUCAAGAAGUGCCCAUUUGGUGCCAUCACCAUCAUCAACCUUCCAAAGGAAUUGGACAAAGACACCACCCAUCGCUUUGGCCAAAACAGCUUCAAAUUGCACAGGCUGCCGGUCCCAAUACCUGGUCAAGUUUUGGGCCUUGUUGGGAUCAAUGGGAUUGGCAAGUCCACAGCACUUAACAUCUUAGCUGGACAGAUCAAGCCUAACUUGGGAAGAUAUGAUGUCGAGGCCCUGUUCCUCCCAUUGCCUGCUGCGGUGCUGCCGCUUCUGCUUUCUGCUUCCAGAAAAUCAGAGGAGGAGGCUCUCUGCUAUCAGAUAAAAGAUCAGUAA
Messenger RNA from Oryza sativa Japonica Group (Japanese rice), 510 nucleotides. Its product is annotated as ABC transporter E family member 1-like. Gene Ontology annotation, biological process: ribosomal subunit export from nucleus; translational termination; translational initiation. Gene Ontology annotation, molecular function: ATP hydrolysis activity; iron ion binding; ATP binding. NCBI's taxonomy places the organism in Eukaryota, Viridiplantae, Streptophyta, Magnoliopsida, Poales, Poaceae. The record is from RefSeq and is a predicted model, not a curated record.